Molecule: messenger RNA, 339 nt
Organism: Acanthamoeba castellanii str. Neff
Lineage: Eukaryota; Discosea; Longamoebia; Acanthamoebidae
Exons: 1
Coding region: 1-339 (112 amino acids)
Source: RefSeq, a predicted model, not a curated record
AUGGCCCUGCUGGCCAACGCCAUUGCGCUCUUGUCCCGAAAGAUGUCUGGUGUCGGCCUCACCCCCCCGGAAGUGAGCCUCCUUCAACUCUACCACAGUGAGCUGGAUGCAGAACUGGCGCUGUUCCCUUUCAGCUCUCUCCCCAGCAUCCCAUCGUCAUCAUCAAUCAAUUCCACAUCGAGCGCCACUCCGCCCCGUACCGAAACAUUGGGGCGAACAAAGAGGUACGACAGGUCAUGCGAGCAGUGCACCACCAGGUUCACGAGCCAGUGGCGCAAGGGACCCACUGGACCCUCCACGUACCCCUUGGCCCCUUUCAAGAGCUCUUGGUGGUUAUGA